Messenger RNA from Haliotis rubra (blacklip abalone), 3905 nucleotides. RefSeq names its product putative pyridoxal-dependent decarboxylase domain-containing protein 2. Gene Ontology annotation, cellular component: intracellular membrane-bounded organelle. The record is from RefSeq and is a predicted model, not a curated record. NCBI's taxonomy places the organism in Eukaryota, Metazoa, Mollusca, Gastropoda, Lepetellida, Haliotidae. Gene Ontology annotation, molecular function: pyridoxal phosphate binding; carbon-carbon lyase activity. Gene Ontology annotation, biological process: carboxylic acid metabolic process.
CAUCUCUGUUAGGAGCUUGUGUGCCAGCGUGUAAUAACUUGCAAUGGCCGAUUCGUCAUCUGCAACUGAGAAUUCCAAGGUACAACAGGCACCUGACAGCAAGUCGACUGACGUGCCAACCAUGGAAAGAAGUGCAGAGGUCCCCGAAAAAGCAAAAUCGAAAGGUUUCCUCGACCGACUUGAUGAAAGUUCACGAUAUGCUGAAAGGAAAUUUCAAGGCGGCUUCAUGUCCCCCAUGCUGGCAGAACUAGAGAGGAAUGUGGCCAAAAGUAAUGAAGUCCUGGAUAGAAUCAGCCAAAAGAUGGACGAAGAUCGUCAGGAGAGGAUCAAGUCCAGGCUGACAUCUCACAUUCCAGAGGCGAUGAAGGGAGGUGGACAGAAAAUAGAAGAUAUUUUAAAAGCAGUUGAAGAACUGAUCCUGUAUGGAGAUUCGGAGACAGCGAAAGACAGGGAGGUGCUUCUACAGAAGCUGGACGAUCAUGGUCAGGUGGCGGUCAUGGCCCACAGCUUGGCUGCGUAUGUGUCAACACUGGACGAGGAACAUUUGAAGAAGUUCACGGCUAGGAUUACUUCAGACUGUCAGCUCUGGCUGUCCAGACUCUUCAGAUUUGAAGAUUCGUCUGUGGUUUACCAUGAAGAUCCACGAGACGGUCUUGUCAAGAUAUGUCGCCUGGCUCUUUAUCAGAAAUAUCCCAAAUAUGCCACUGAGGGGUUCGAGGCUUUGUACUCUCGACCCCCUGUCAUCUACAUCAGUGCUGCAUCUCGACCCGGGCUCGGACAUUACCUGUGUCUACAGCUCGGCUUGCCCUUGUCGUGUAUCUGUACAGUUCCGUGUAACACAAUGUUUGGAUCCAGCAGCAAGAUGGAUGUUGCCAUGUUGGAGAAGCUGAUACAGGAUGACAUAGCAGCAGCCAAGACUCCAGUCCUCCUGGUGGCUUUUGCAGGUACACCGGUGGUUGGUCAUGUUGACAAACUUGGAAGACUUCAAGAAAUAUGUCAGGCAAACUCCAUCUGGCUACAUGUAGAAGGAAACAACUUGGCAACCCUGACCAUGUUCUCAGUUCCUACCUCUAUUCAAUCUGCCAAGUCUGGAGACAGCCUCACCAUUAAUGUCAGCAACUGGCUGGGCAUCCCAGCUCUUCCUCAUGCAACACUGUACAAAUCAACAGACCCUACUCUUGACCAUGCAGCUGGCCUCAACACAUUCGUGUCAGAGCUCAAGCUGAGUUGCCUCCCUUUGUGGAUCUGCCUGCAGAGUCUUGGCCAUGAUGGUAUCGUAGCCAGGGUGAAGCAUUCAUGUGACUUGGGCAAAACACUGACAGAGUUGUUAGGAGAUGUACCUACAAUAAAACAUGUGGGUUUAGAAAAGAAGGAACCCAAGAAGACUGUCCGGUCGUUUGGGGAUCUCAUUAGUCAGGCUAUCAGUGCACUGGUUGUGUUUGAGAUAGUUACCCCUACCAUCGUGUUUCGCUAUUGUGAAGACUCCACUACUCCAGGAACUGUUGUGGCCCCCUACUCUGUGAAUGGGGAUGAGAAGCAGGAAGAGGAUCAGGAGGCUGUGUACUAUGACGCUCUCAACACAUGGCUUGCGGAGACGCUGCAGACUAGCUGCCCAAAGGUUCCAGUGCAGGCUGUAGAGGUGGACAAAGAGGGCGUGUGUAUACGAUAUGCACCACUAGAGACAGCACAAGGACGAGGCACAUCAGAGGAGGAUGUGAAACAGUUUGUAGUUUGUAUGAAGGAAAAUCUGUCCGUGUUAGAUGCGACGUGUCUUCAGCGGAAGAGGUUCCGAUCUAUAGUGGCGUCUCAUAGCAAUCUUGCUCUGGUGGACAUAGAUAACUGGGCUGGUCUCGGGGCUGUCAGGUUCAUCCCAGAGAUGUGGAUCAACAAGAUGGCUGACCUGCCCGACAAUGGGAAGAAUGAGGUUAACAAUCUCAACAGUGAACUGGUCCAUAAACUCAAGGCCAUGGACACAGCAUUCUCCACAGGCCACACAGAUGAUGACUCAGUGUGUGUGAGGUUUGGGCUCAUCACGGAAAGCACUGACAUAGAGGAGCUGGUCUCCCUCGUCUACACUACAGGCAAGGAGGUGGAAGAGUCAUCUAAGUUCCUGGAGUCCAUGUCGGAGAUGAUCAUGAAGGGCAUUGAGGAGGCUAGCAAGGAACUGCAGAAGGAGACAGAGGAGAAACUUGUACAAGAGUGUUUUCAAAUCAAAGUUGUUACAAAAAUUUUAAAUUGGUUCUCUCCUCCUAAAGAAACAACAAAAGGAAGAACCUUUAACCUGUCAUCAGGUAAGAUAUUGAGCACAGAGAACACAUACAAGUACCACAUGCAGAUUCAGGAAGAUGGUGCAGGGAAUAAUGCUGCACCUGCACGGUCACGGGGGAAGGAUGCUCCCAAACCUGAAACUGUGACCAUCAAGACAGCUGGGGAAGUGAAAGCUGAACUUAUCAACCAAUCUGCUGCCAUGCAAUCAGCUCAAACCAGCCAAUCAGCUGCCAGUCAGCCAGCUCAACCAAGCCAGUCCAAUCCUGCUCCUCAACAAGAUUCGUCAGAUGUAGGAAUUGAAAUUGGAAAAGAAGUAGGAGAAGAGAAACCAAGCUCAGCGGGAGAGGCCAAGGGUGCGAUGGAGGAGAGCAAGUCAUAGAGAAGCCUGGGAGGAACAUCUCCUCCAGUCACACACUCCAUCUGGGCUACUCCAGUAUUGCUAUGCAUAAUGACACACUAGGACUUAAUGUACAUAGAUGUUCUCACUGUACUCUUCAGCUAGUGACACCAGCUUGGGGCAUCCUGCUAGAAAUCCAACACCAAUAUCUGGUCAUCAUAUAUGUUGGGAAGAAAUACUUAAAUCAGUGGAGUAAUAACAUGGUCAUAUCAUAAGGGUAGAUAAUCUGGUCAAUGUUUCUGACAUAUCUUUAUUGAUCCGUGGUUUAAAUGAAAGGGUUCUUUCAGGGACAGUUUUGUAUUCAUAUAGCUAUAUUUCUGAGACUAUAGUGGGAGUGCAAGGAUCUUAGAUGAGGGAGGCAAGAACUUGGGGUGUUGCAUGUGAAAGUUAUGUGUUACUGAGAGUAUUUUUAUUCUCUAUUUCAGUGUAUAUGUUUCAUCGGUUUGUUUCUGUGAAUUGCAUCAAACAACUACUCUGCUUGUUAUGUCAUCUUAUUGUUUGAAUGGACAUGGGGGUGUCAGUGGAAGUUGAUGAACCCUUGUUGGGAAAUGUGUGGGAUUUCAAACAUACAUCCUGUUUAUGGACGUAACAUAUGUUUGCCUGAAUUUCAUUAUAUGACAUGGUUUUAACUGGGCUUUUAUGGGCAGUGUUGAUGAAUCAAGUAUCUUCACACAUUCCUACAUCAGAUAGGAGCCAAAUCAUUAAUUUUAACAUGAACACCAUGUGAAGGACAUGUUGAAUUUAGUUGGACAUCAUUAAGAUGAGAAGUCGAGGUGUUAAUGUAACAGUGCUAACUAGGAAUUAAACCAAUACCUGUAAAUAAAGGCUUCAAAUGAUAAUUUAUUUUUCAGAUUUAUUUGUAAAUAUUAUUUGGUGUAAAUAUCAUUGGAACACCAUAUAACCAUGUUAUCAUAUAGUUUGUGUGGGAGUGAUUUACUUACAGGUUACUAGCUUUGUUUAAGGCUUUGUGUACGUUCAUCGGUUGUUAGGCUAAAUGUUUGAAGGUCACCCUUCUGUUGCUGACCAUGACCUCUUGUGAUUGCAAUAACCUUGGAUUCUCAUUGCUCAUCCCACCUUUCCUCUGUAUAUGAUUUGACAGUGUGAUGUCAACUGAUGCAAGACGUGUUGCUCUGUGAUGCUGUAUGUGGAGCCUCUGUGUGGUCAUUGCUUUCUGUUGGAAUAUCACUUGAUGAUCGACAAACCCAGAACUUGGAGUACAGUCUAUGAAUUCUGAAUCAUU